This is a messenger RNA of Haliotis rubra (blacklip abalone), 1320 nucleotides long. Its product is annotated as sodium- and chloride-dependent glycine transporter 1-like. The transcript is spliced from 4 exons. Gene Ontology annotation, biological process: sodium ion transmembrane transport. The record is from RefSeq and is a predicted model, not a curated record. NCBI's taxonomy places the organism in Eukaryota, Metazoa, Mollusca, Gastropoda, Lepetellida, Haliotidae. Bases 108 to 938 code for a protein of 276 amino acids. Gene Ontology annotation, cellular component: membrane.
AACUGUGACCUCUAUAUAUCCCCCUCCAUGAAGUGUUUGCCAAGGUUAGAAGGGGAAUAUAUAUGCGUUAGAACCCAGCUCUGAGUCUGACACACUGCAUUGUGCAUAUGACAUAUUGGAUGUUUGUUUGGAACAGAGCUGAUAACAAGAUGCCGGGAAGUGAAGGACUAUCUAUGAAAGGCAGUGUAAAUGAUGAUGAUCGGUUGAAGAGAGAAACUUGGGCUCAGAAGAGAGAGUAUAUAUUGUCUAUGCUUGGCUACAGUGUUGGAUUUGGAUCGCUGUGGAGAUUUCCCUACCUUUGCAACAGAAACGGGGGUGGUGCCUUCCUCAUCCCAUAUUUCACUGCUAUCAUCGCAUGCGGUGUUCCGUUGUUCUUCCUGGAGGUUUCCAUCAGCCAGUUCUCCAGCAGGAGUGCCACGCAUGUCUGGGUUGUAUGCCCCCUACUCAAAGGAAUUGGCAUCGCCCAAGUGUUAACAUGCAUAAUUGGUAUUAUGCCGUAUGCUCUCAUAACGGCUUGGGCAAUAUACUAUCUGAGCCAAUCCUUCAGUUCUUUAUUGCCCUGGACAACAUGUGAGAACUGGUGGAACACCCCUGUAUGUAUCAAUAAGGUAACCAAUGACUCAUCAGAAGUAUGCUUCAACAGUACCGUGGAGCACCAGCUUCUCCACGAUGCAGUAUGGAGAAAGCCGAACUCGACAUUGACAGCGUCGGAGGAGUUUUGGCAGUUCAACGCCCUUCGGGUGUCAACUGGGAUCGACAAUUUUGGAUCAGUACAGUCCCAUAUGAUCAUCUGUCUCCUGUGUUCAUGGACAUUAGUGUUUCUGUGCUUAAUGAAAGGUGUGCGGGCUGUAGGGAAGGUGGGUCACUUAAAUUUGAAAGUGAUGGUGUUUUACCGAAGGAACGAACAUGGGGAGGUGAUUUUGAGUCACGUUGUUUAAUCAUCAAGAGAAUCAUCUUUCCUGUAGUACGUAAACCUUACCGUUUUCCAACUGUCUUGAUAAAUUCUCUUAAUGGAAUUUCGGGCGUCAUCUUGGUGACAAAAAUAUGAAGCAGAAUUUGAAGCCGUUUGUAACAUGCUUUUGGAAUCGUGUGAGAAGCACAGUCUUCUAUCGGUGUACAUUUUCCUACCGCGAUUCCGUGCAGAAUGGCAAGCAUACGGAAAGUUCUGGUCGUGAUGUCGUUUGCAAUAGGUGACAUUUAAGUAUGGCAAGUAUAUGGUGAAGUGUAUGUGUGUUGCAUGAGUUGCAUUUAUUGCGAAAUGGCAUUUUGUAGGUUCAUGAAGUGUAUGUUCUGCAUCAGUUGUCUUGUGGGAUGGCAAAA